CCUCCGCGUGGAUGUAUCUACCGCAUGAGCGAAGAGGAACUCGAGGUGCUUCGUGCACAACUCCAUGAUCUUCUCGACAAGGGCUGGAUUCGCCCUAGUUGCUCGCCAUACAAUGCACCUGUUCUCUUCGUCCGGAAGAAGAACAAAGAUCUACRGUUAUGCAUCGACUAUCGCAAACUUAACGCACAAACCGUAAAGAACGCCGGCCCUCUCCCUCGGAUUGAUGAUCUCCUUGAGCGGUUAGGCGGCGCGACGUACUUCUCGAAGUUGGACUUGAAGUCAGGUUACCACCAGAUUGAAAUCCAGCCUCAAGAUCGGUACAAGACCGCAUUCAAGACGCGGUACUGGCAUUUUGAGUGGGUUGUCAUGCCCUUUGGCCUCACCAAUGCCCCUGCAACUUUUCAAGCAGCUAUGACGACUGAGUUUCGCGACUUGCUCGAUCGCAGUGUCCUCAUCUACCUCGAUGACAUCUUGGUCUAUAGCAGGACGUUGGACGAGCACAUCGUACACCUUCUCGUUGUUUUGACUCGUUUGCAACUAGCCAAAUACAAAGCGAAUCUCGACAAGUGYGAAUUCGCCAGGCAAGAGCUUGAGUACGUGGGCCAUUUUGUCACGGCGAAAGGCAUUUGUCCCUUAGCGGACAAGAUCCAAGCCAUCGUGGAUUGGCCGGAACCCCGUUGCACUACGGAUGUACGCUCUUUCAUAAGUUUGGCUGGAUAUUAUCAGCGAUUCGUCGAGUCAUACUCGAAAGUGGCCGCUCCUUUGUCGAGACUUCAGUCCCCGAAGGUGCCCUUCGAGUUCGAYGACGCAGCCCRUGGCGCRUUCACUACGUUGAAGGCAGCGAUGCAAGCCGCACCUGCCCUCCGUAUAUAUGACCCCACCCUACCCACCCAAGUGACUGCGGACGCUUCGGGAUACGGUAUUGGUGCGGUGUUGGAACAGUGUCACGAGGACGGUUGGCAUCCGGUUGWGUACUUCUCCCAGAAGGUGCCUCUCGUCAACACUCUUGAUGACGCUAGGAAGAAAGAGCUACUCGCGUUCGUCACCGUCCUCAAACGGUGGCGCCACUUUCUUCUCGGCCGUUGGCGUUUUAAAUGGAAUACGGAUAACAAUCCGUUGACAUUUUACAAAACACAGGACACGGUCACUAGUACGAUCGGUCGAUGGAUGUAUUACAUCGACCAGUUCGAUUUUGACCCGUGUCACAUUCCCGGUCCCACCAAUCGAGCUGCGGACGCCCUCUCACGACGGCCCGACUUUUGUGCCAUUGUGAUCACGGCAUUCGACCUCGAUGACGAUCUGCAACAGCAUUUCGUCAAAGGCUACAAGUCCGAUCCGACUUACUCUACGCUUUACGCAGAGCUUUCAUCGGAUCACCCGCCGGAUAGCAAUUAUCGGAUUUCCGACGGGUUCCUUCUCCUUAACACGAGAGGAACGGACUUGUUAGUUGUGCCCCAAGAUUGUAUCUUACGGACUCGUCUUCUCGGCGAAUUCCACGAUGCACGACUUUCGGCACACCUUGGCGUGAACCGCACACUMGCACGCCUCCGCCAGCGUUUUCACUGGCCCGACGUUCUGCACGACGUCACGAGGUACAUUGAGUCAUGUGCAGUUUGCCACCGUAACAAGGGCGAUCUCGAGUCCCCUUCGGCGAACUGAAACCGUUGCCGAUCCCUCGGGCACCACGCCUCUCCAUUGCUAUGGACGUGACAAGCCCGUUUCCCCGCGAUC
This is a messenger RNA of Chara braunii, 1731 nucleotides long. The record is from the annotation of a GenBank genome assembly. NCBI's taxonomy places the organism in Eukaryota, Viridiplantae, Streptophyta, Charophyceae, Charales, Characeae.